This is a messenger RNA of Morone saxatilis (striped sea-bass), 1422 nucleotides long. It is a transcript of the gene septin7b, whose product is annotated as septin 7b. Lineage: Eukaryota; Metazoa; Chordata; Actinopteri; Moronidae. Bases 115 to 1407 code for a protein of 430 amino acids. Gene Ontology annotation, molecular function: molecular adaptor activity; GTP binding; GTPase activity. Gene Ontology annotation, cellular component: microtubule cytoskeleton; cell division site; septin complex. The transcript is spliced from 14 exons. The record is from RefSeq and is a predicted model, not a curated record. Gene Ontology annotation, biological process: cytoskeleton-dependent cytokinesis; cilium assembly.
CAGACGUGCCGCUGCGCUGCUCACCGUGCGUAAGUAGCAGCGACAGAAGGAGAAGAGGAGGGAAUGUCGGCUGCUGAAUGAUCGCUGUUUGAGGCGGCAGGGAGCGUCAACGUUAUGGCUCAGCAAAAGAAUCUGGAAGGAUAUGUCGGCUUCGCAAGCCUCCCCAACCAAGUGUACAGGAAGUCUGUGAAGAGGGGCUUUGAGUUCACCCUGAUGGUCGUCGGUGAGUCAGGGUUGGGCAAGUCCACGUUGAUCAACUCUCUGUUCCUCACAGACCUGUAUUCAGCAGAAUAUCCUGGACCUUCACAUCGAAUCAAAAAGACCGUGCAGGUGGAGCAGUCCAAAGUUUUAAUAAAAGAAGGUGGCGUCCAGCUGCUGCUCACAAUAGUUGACACCCCAGGGUUUGGAGAUGCUGUCGACAACAGCAACUGCUGGCAGCCGAUCAUCGACCACAUAGACAGCAAGUUUGAAGACUACCUGAACUCAGAAUCCCGGGUGAACAGACGACAGAUGCCUGACAGCCGAAUUCACUGCUGCCUGUACUUCAUCGCCCCCUCGGGACACGGACUGAAGCCCUUGGACAUCGAGUUCAUGAAACGGUUGCAUGAGAAAGUCAAUGUCAUCCCACUGAUCGCCAAAGCAGACACCCUCACCCCCGAGGAAUGCCAACAGUUCAAGAAACAGAUCAUGCGGGAAAUCCAAGAGCACAAAAUCAAGAUCUACGAGUUCCCUGAGACAGACGACGAAGAAGAGAACAGGCUGGUGAAGAAGAUAAAGGACAAGUUGCCGCUGGCUGUAGUAGGAAGCAACACCAUCAUCGAGGUGAACAGCAAGAGGGUCAGAGGGAGACAAUACCCCUGGGGGGUUGCAGAAGUUGAAAACAGUGACCACUGCGACUUCACCAUCCUCAGGGAUAUGCUCAUCAGGACUCACAUGCAGGACCUGAAGGACGUAACGAACAACGUCCACUAUGAAAACUACCGCAGCAGGAAGCUGGCCGCUGUCACCUACAACGGAGUGGAUAACAACAGGGCUAAAGGCCAACUGUGCACCAAAAGUGACACAGUUGAAGGAAUGAGUCCACUGGCCCAGAUGGAGGAGGAAAGGCGAGAGCACGUGACCAAGAUGAAGAAGAUGGAGAUGGAGAUGGAGCAAGUGUUUGAGAUGAAAGUCAAGGAGAAAGUGCAGAAGCUCAAAGACUCUGAAGCUGAGCUUCAGCGGCGUCACGAGCAGAUGAAGAAGAACCUGGAGGCUCAGCACAAGGAGCUGGAGGAGAAGAGACGCGUGUUUGAGGAAGAGAGGGCGAACUGGGAGGUUCAGCAGCGCCUGGAGCAGCAGAAACUGGAGGCCUCCAGGUACGGCCCACACUCACUGUCACUCUUCUCUCGGCCCGGCUGUCUGCUUUAACAAACAUUAAACACG